AUGAAUAACCUCUCUCAUCUCCUCAACAAAGCUGCUCGGGAGUUCAAAUUUGAUUACCAUCAUAAGUGUCGCGAUGCAAAACUGACUCAUCUAAGCUUCGCUGAUGAUCUUUUGAUUUUCACAGAUGGUUCUCUGGCUUCAGUUCAAGCUGUUCUCCAGAUCCUGAAAGAGUUUGAGCAAUGCUCUGGCCUGGCUAUCAGUGUUCAGAAGUCGUCCUUUUUUGCUUCAGGUUUAUCGCAAGGGGAAAUUGACACUAUUCAAUUCUCCACUGGUAUGCCUCACAUGUCGUUACCUAUGCGAUAUCUUGGUGUUCUCCUCAGCUCCAAAAAGCCUUCACCCACCCACUGUGAAGUGCUUAUCCAACAGAUCAAGGGUCGCCUAUCAUCGUGGAGUGCUAAGGCUGUCUCUUUCGCAGGCCGACUUCUCCUCAUCAAAACAGUCAUAGCAGGGAUCAACACUUUCUGGUGCUCCUCCUUCAUCUUGCCGAAGUCUGUUAUCAAACGAUCGGUGUGGGUUGCUUGGUUCAAAAGCGAUAUCCUAGCUGGUUCACUAAACAACUUCUGGACUGUCAAGCCUAAUCAAAGACACUCAUGGCUAACAAACAAGAUCAUCAAGAUGCGAGACACCAUGUUUACCUGGAUCAAGCUCAGGAUUGAGAAUGGUCGAAACUGCAUGUUCUGGACUGACAACUGGUACCCAGAAGGGAGGAUUCUUCAACUAGCAACGGAAGGAAGGAGCUCAAGACUUGGAAUCAGGAAAGAUGCAACACUAGCAAGCUUGUAUAAUGAUGGAUCUUGGUCACUGCCUCCUGCUCGUUCUGAGAACCAGGUGCGCAUUCUUGCGUUCCUCUCUUCAGUUAAUUUCUCAACUGCAGAGGACUACUAUGAGUGGGAAAUUGAUGGUGUCAUAAGUGGUAAAUACUCUACGGGUGUUGUCUAA
This is a messenger RNA of Brassica napus (rape), 939 nucleotides long. RefSeq lists its product as uncharacterized. The record is from RefSeq and is a predicted model, not a curated record. Lineage: Eukaryota; Viridiplantae; Streptophyta; Magnoliopsida; Brassicales; Brassicaceae. Bases 1 to 939 code for a protein of 312 amino acids. The transcript is spliced from 2 exons.